Molecule: messenger RNA, 1479 nt
Organism: Macrosiphum euphorbiae (potato aphid)
Lineage: Eukaryota; Metazoa; Arthropoda; Insecta; Hemiptera; Aphididae
Source: the annotation of a GenBank genome assembly
AUGCGGCACAGGAACGGGCUGAUCCCGGGCGCCGGCAAACGGCUGGCCAAGCGGUCCAUCAUAGGGACGCGCGUCUGCGCGCCGUCCGGCGAUGACGGAAAGCUCUGCGCUGGCAUCAUCGCCGCGGUCAAGACGGCCGCGGACGGCUCUGAGACCGGAUAUUCAAUACGGUUCGACGACGGAACCGGCAGCCGGCGUGAGUACCGGGCCACCGAGCUGGUCGGCCCCGGUUUCCAGACGCUGUCCGACCUCCGACUGAUGGCCGGUCAGCGGGUGUACAUCACGUUCAAUGGUCGCGAGAUAUGCGGUGACGUGGUCGUCCACAGACCGGACACUGAAGAAGUGCGCGUUUCCAUAAUGCCGCACGGGCACGAGGGGUCCAUCGAAGUAAUAAAGAAAUUGGAUGAUGUUCGCGUGUUAGAGUCUAGAAAAUCGGCACGGCUAAUGGACCAGGAUACAGAUUUCGCUAGGUUGGCAGACAUGUCAGACAGGAAACGUAGUUCGUCCUCUCAGAAUGCUGUAGAAAUCAGCGGGUCCCGAAAACGUCGACCCAGCAGUAGCCAAGAUCUGGACGAAUCCCGUGAAGAGGAAAUGAAAGAUGAAGACGACGAUAAUGAACCAAAAGAGGAAGAAAUGACAGAGUGUACCGCGGCCUUGGUGUUGAUGAGCCUGUCAUGCAGUCCCCACUCGCCGUCCAUACAAGGACGCAUCACGCGCUGCCAACAACCUGAGUCGCUGUCCACCAGCCCGUCCACUUCCAGCGAAGGAGCUUUUUCAUGUCGCAGCUCGCCGUCACCACCAUUGAGCGAGUCCAGUUCCUCGGCCGCCUGGAGCGGACGCGGCCUGCCGUCGGUCGUUGACGAAGGUAUUGGUCUGACCGACGAUGAUUUCGAAGACGUGCCCAAGCGAAAGAAGUCGGAUUGCCGCACAGUUUUUCAAUGCACUUGGCCCGGAUGCGUAAUGAUCACUACCACUGUGGCUUCCAUCGAAUUACACGUCCGCCAGAAUCACCUUGGACCUAGACUUGACAAAUCUCCGUCAGACGAUUGUACGAACGACUCGAUUGACGAUCACGAAGAGGAGUUUUAUUACACGGAAGUGGAACUCGGCGCGGCUUCAUCGCCACCCACGCUGUCGCACCGGGACAUGGCCCGUCCGCCGCACGAAGAUCCCGAAUACCAGAAGACGUUGAUCAUACCUCGUCCUGGCGGCGCUUGCCCGAUGAACAUACCGUCGGGAACCACCACUGUCAACUGGCCGUUCGCAUCUCUUAACGGACAGAAACAGAUCAAAAUGAUGUAUCAGAAUUUGGGCGGGCCGAGGUUCCCGAGUAGCCCUAUGAGAAAAGCGCGUGGUGAAACGAAAAAGUGUCGCAAGGUAUACGGCAUGGAACACCGAGAGAAGUGGUGCACGCAAUGCAAAUGGAAGAAAGCGUGCACCAGAUUUGUCGGGUCCCAGGAAAACGCACAAUUGGCGUAA